AUGCCUGCAGACAGAGAGGAUGAGAUCUGUCGAAAGGCGCUGGAACUGCUCUCGGAUCUUUGUUCAAAGGGGGAAGUGCAAAACGAUAACUGUUUGGAUUUCACAUAUUAUUUCCGAGAUCUUGCAAGACCUCGACUUGAGUCAGAUGUAUCGGUGAGCCUGCUCUCGCUGCUGGUCACCACCUGUGGCCUGGCGUUGUUCGGGGUCUCGCUCUUCGUGUCCUACAAGCUCUGGUGGUUGCCAUGGCGCGAUCGCUUCCUCCCCGGCGUGGCCGGCGGUGGCUGCCACAAGGAGGGCGAGCAGCAGCCGGUGCUGAGCGAGGAGGAGGAGGGACUGGAGGUGGACUACAGCCAGGAGUACCACCACCACCACCACCACCACCACGCCGCCACCAAGGAGCCCCCAGGCCCGGGGCAGCACCCAGGGCAUCCUGGCACCGCAACCGUGCCCCCCCUGCUCCCAGAGUCGGCCAUGAAGAUCAGCCACACGUCGCCCGACAUCCCCCUUGAGGCCCAGAGCCAGGCCAAGGAGAACCUCCACACGCACACACACAACCCGCGCAUGCAGCGGCAGAUCACCGAGCCCACCUCCUCCGUGCGGCACAACUCGAUCCGGCGGCAGAUGAACGUGUCCAACCCCGACUUCAACGUGGUCCAACAGCUCCAGCGUCAGGAGUCCCUGUGCUUGACGCUGGGCCGCAUCAAGCCCGAGCUCUACAAGCAGCGCUCGGUGGACGGCGACGGAGAGGAGCGGCACCCGGACAGCUGCGGCCGCUUGCACUUCGUCCUCAAGUACGACUGCGACCUGGAGCAGCUGAUCGUCAAGAUCCACCGUGCCGACGACCUGCCCGCCAAGGACUUCUCGGGGACCUCUGACCCCUACGUCAAGAUCUACCUGCUGCCCGAGCGCAAGACCAAGCACCAGACCAAAGUGCACCGCAAGACGCUCAACCCCGUGUUCGACGAGGUCUUCCUCUUCCCCGUGGCCUACGCCGAGCUGCCCGCCCGCAAGCUGCACUUCAGCGUCUAUGACUUUGACCGCUUCUCGCGCCACGACCUGAUUGGCCAGGUGGUGGUGGACAACUUCCUGGACCUACCCGACUUCCCGCAGGAGACGCGCCUGUGCAGGGACAUCCUCCACGUCACCUCAGACAAUGUUGAUCUGGGUGACCUGAUGUUCUCGCUGUGCUACCUGCCCACUGCCGGCCGCCUCACCAUUACCAUGGUGAAAGCCAGGAACCUGAAGGCCAUGGACAUCACUGGAGCCUCCGAUCCUUAUGUGAAGGUCUCUUUGAUGUGCAGUGGCCGCAGGCUGAAGAAAAGGAAAACCUCCACGAAGCGUAACACACUUAACCCCGUCUACAACGAAGCCAUAGUUUUCGACGUACCCCCUGAGAACAUUGACCAAAUAAGUCUUUUAAUCGCCGUGAUGGACUAUGAUAGGGUAGGCCACAACGAGGUGAUCGGGGUGUGCAGGGUGGGUCACGAGGCUGAGAGUCUGGGGCGGAACCACUGGAACGAGAUGCUGAGCUACCCACGCAAGCCCAUCGCCCACUGGCACUCGCUAGUGGAGUGGUCAGGCCAAGGCACCACAGUGGGAAGCCAGGGCUCCUGCAGCUCCCUCAAGACCCCUCCAUCACCGUGACAACCA
Engraulis encrasicolus (European anchovy) is the source of this 1650-nucleotide messenger RNA. RefSeq names its product synaptotagmin IXb (gene syt9b). The transcript has 8 exons. Bases 1 to 1644 code for a protein of 547 amino acids. Gene Ontology annotation, molecular function: clathrin binding; phosphatidylserine binding; calcium-dependent phospholipid binding. The record is from RefSeq and is a predicted model, not a curated record. NCBI's taxonomy places the organism in Eukaryota, Metazoa, Chordata, Actinopteri, Clupeiformes, Engraulidae. Gene Ontology annotation, cellular component: dense core granule; plasma membrane; exocytic vesicle. Gene Ontology annotation, biological process: regulation of dopamine secretion; regulation of calcium ion-dependent exocytosis; cellular response to calcium ion.